CUACCUCCUCCUUCUCCUCCUCCCAAGGCGAUUGUCAUGUGAUGGCAAAGAAGUGGCACAUUAAUGAAGCGCCUCUGCAGGGGUCUUUUCUGCUCAUGUCACCCCAUAAAAACUAUCAGAUGGUUAGAGGAAGGACAUGGAGGCAGCUACUUAGCUCACCUUAACCGAGCAAGAGGGGAAGAGAGAGAGAGGAGCUCGAGCCAUUCAGCUGCCAGACGAAGAGGAAGCUUGUGUUUCUUGUAAGACUGAAGAGAAGAUCAGAGUUGCAGAACAAGAAGAACAACAACAAGAAGUAGAAGAAACACCACCACCACAAGAAGAAGAAUCUGGGUUGUUUUGUUUUUGUUUUGUUUCAUUUUUUUCAAUUGCGGACUGCAGCCAAGUUCUGACUUUUCCACUCCUACAUAACCAGCGGAUGGUCCACCCGUGCAACUUCUCUUCUCUCUCGUCUCUCAACUUUGUGUUACUUCAUGACCCGUUCGAGAGUCGCUUCUAACUCCUAAUUUUUCGGGACUCUGCUCCACUCUCAUUCCUCCUCCUUCCAAAAAAGAAGAAGACCGCGCUCAGUGUUGAAGCCAACGCGCCUCAGGAAUCAUCCAGAAUGCCUCGCCCGGGCAGGAACACCUACAGCGACCAGAAGCCGCCCUACUCCUACAUCUCCCUGACAGCCAUGGCCAUCCAAAGCUGCCCGGAGAAGAUGUUGCCGCUGAGCGAGAUCUACAAAUUUAUCAUGGACAGGUUCCCCUACUACCGCGAGAACACGCAGCGCUGGCAGAACUCCCUGCGCCACAACCUCUCGUUUAACGACUGCUUUAUCAAGAUCCCGCGGCGGCCCGAUCAGCCCGGCAAGGGCAGCUUCUGGGCGCUGCACCCCAGCUGCGGCGACAUGUUCGAGAACGGAAGCUUCCUGCGGCGCCGUAAGCGUUUCAAGGUGCUCAUGGCUGACCCGCUUGCCAUGGCGGCGGGCGCCAAGCCGUCCGAGGCGGCGCACUACCUGCAGCAGCAGCAUGCCAAGUUGCGGCUGAGUGCUCUGGCCGCCACCGGGACGCACCUGCCGCCCGUGGCCGGCUACAACUUGGGCGCCGCGUCGCCCGCCUCCACCUUCAAGCACCCGUUCGCCAUCGAGAACAUCAUCGCGCGCGAGUACAAGGUGCCCGGCGGCCUGGCCUUCUCGGCUAUGCAGUCCAUGUCUGCGGGGUAUCCGCUGCACGGGCAGUUGGGCAGUGCGUGGCCGCACGUUUACGGCACCGGAGCGGCGGACACGACAGCGCCCAUCUCAAUGGCAAGCGACUACGGCGCGUACGGCGUGCCCAUCAAGUCGCUGUGCCACGGCGGCCAGACGCUGCCCGCUAUCCCCGUGCCAAUCAAAGCCACGCCAGCGUCCGUGGCUGGUCUGUCCGCGCUGCCGCACCACCUGCCCGCCUUUCUCUCGAACUCGCCGCAGUCGUUGAGCCCCACGUCGCCACACGCCGCCGCCAGCCAAAGCAGCCCGGGCGCGCCCAGCGACGCACUCACCAGUCCCGCCGCCCUCCAGUCCGUGGCCGUGCACUGACGUGGACACUCAAAAAAUAUUAAAUAAUAAUAAACAAAACAAGCAGUGCGAUGGGGAAACGGUGGUGUGGAGGCGACGGCACGAACUAGACACUUUCUCCAAAGUUGGACUGUUUCAAUUUUUAUGAAAUUCCGAGGCAAGAUCUGUCCGUGUUGCAAUGUUGUUACUUUUCUGUGUAUGUGUUUUAUCCGUUUUUAAUGUGUGUUGCUUUAAAUAGUGCGCUGUAUGAGCACACGGAUUGAGAACACAUAUAGGCCUGGCAUAUUACUGUAAUUUUUUUUUUUUUUUU
Molecule: messenger RNA, 1841 nt
Organism: Astyanax mexicanus (Mexican tetra)
Lineage: Eukaryota; Metazoa; Chordata; Actinopteri; Characiformes; Acestrorhamphidae
Gene: foxb1a
Product: forkhead box B1a
Exons: 1
Coding region: 602-1552 (316 amino acids)
Biological process (GO): anatomical structure morphogenesis; regulation of transcription by RNA polymerase II; cell differentiation
Molecular function (GO): DNA-binding transcription factor activity, RNA polymerase II-specific; RNA polymerase II cis-regulatory region sequence-specific DNA binding
Source: RefSeq, a predicted model, not a curated record